Messenger RNA from Trichoderma harzianum CBS 226.95, 660 nucleotides. RefSeq lists its product as hypothetical. The record is from RefSeq and is a predicted model, not a curated record. The coding region runs from base 178 to 519 and encodes 113 amino acids. The transcript is spliced from 2 exons. NCBI's taxonomy places the organism in Eukaryota, Fungi, Ascomycota, Sordariomycetes, Hypocreales, Hypocreaceae.
CUUGGGCUACGGAGUAGUUUGUCACAAUUAAGCAUCCUUGCUAAGGCUGUCAAAAUUCCGUUUCACUGAAUCCACUAGCCUUGUGAAAUGUAUAUAAGCAAGGCAAUUGACCGCAUUUCACUAAUCAAUCAGAUCAGUUAAGAUAUCUAGCACCUGUUCAAACAAAAUACAUUCAAUAUGAAGGCUGUCAUUGUCUCUGCCCUUGUUGGGUUGGCUUCCGCUGCCCCCUCGGCACUUGCUGGUGUUAACUACAACCAAUGGUGGGAUGCGGGUUGCAACGGCCGAGCCCUCCUAGGAGGCUCACUGACCCAGGGAUUUUGCACCAUUGUUGAGAGUUUCCCUGGCGCAAGCAUCAAGCUUACGCCGACAAACCCAUGCCCAGAAGGCACCUCGCCACAGGUUACUAUUUCCACCACGAACGACUGCGACAAUGAUCAGCCUGACUGGACGUUUAUCGCGACCGACGAAUGUGUUAACGUCACCAUUCAGCCAUCGGCAAUCCACCUCAACUGUGUGUAGUUGGAAAUAGUGGAAGCCUGAAGUGAUGAUAAGACAUAUGGCGUUGAAAAAUGAGUGUUGGAAGUUUGUGAUUUGUUCUUGUUAUAUAGGCCAUGAAAGAAUAAAAUGCAGUCCAACAAUUUGAUUUGUGUGUUAUAAUGU